Messenger RNA from Fomitopsis serialis, 1206 nucleotides. RefSeq lists its product as uncharacterized. The record is from RefSeq and is a predicted model, not a curated record. NCBI's taxonomy places the organism in Eukaryota, Fungi, Basidiomycota, Agaricomycetes, Polyporales, Fomitopsidaceae. The coding region runs from base 1 to 1206 and encodes 401 amino acids. The transcript is spliced from 3 exons.
AUGUCCUUUCCUGCGGUCCUACGCAACCCGGGCAUAGCAGAUCGGUUCGCUCACCUACAUAGGAGCGACUCCAGCCACCUGCGUGGGUCCUCUGCAGCUCCUGCAGCGCCCAAGAAGAACAAGCGUGACGAGAAGGAGGGCAAGCGGUGGGUGAGGCGGAAGGAGAACGCCCGCUUCGCAGGUAACGCGCACAUCGUCCUCCCUUCCAAGCGCGACUACGCCCUCGUCGCCCCGCACAAUCCGUCCACCUUCCCCCAGCCUCUCCCCAACUACCUCCCCCGCAACAAUGCCAUCCCGCCCGCCGUCCUUCCCGGACGGGAGCCCGCCUCAGCGAAUGCGGGUCGCUUCUCGAUGAGCCUCAAGGGCAUGCGCCGCGAGCUGCGCAAGUCAGGACCGCGCACAGAGCAGCUCGUGCGCGAGCUCGAAGACGAGAUCCUGGCAUGGCUCGACGGAGGCGUCAUGCUCGAGCCAGACGCUGCAGCAGAGAUAAGCCUUCCAGGGCGGCCGGUCGACAGCGGAGACACAGUCAAGGAGGUCAGUCGGACACCCCUCCAGCUUGUGUGGUGGAUCGAGGACAACUCCUGGACGCGCUACGUCGUGCACUGCUGUGCGAGGUACCAUGAAGUCGUCAGUUUCAGCAAGGACAACUCCGGCCAACGUCUCACCUACCUCCUCCGCCCCAACGUCACCCGCCCGACGCACGGCCUCUCCACCGGGCUCGACACCCCGCCCGCGACGGACCUCGAGUCGUCCGUGCACUCCGACUUCGACGCUGGCUCCGCCUCCGACGCCUUCUCCGACCGCCGCUCUGACUCUGGUCUCGACUCCGACGUCGAGCUCGUCGCUUGCCCUGCCCCGCGCGCCCUCUCCGCCAUCGCUGAGUCCGCCCCGGGGUCGCCCGCCCGCGCUCCGGCGCCCCUCGAGCCGCUGAGCGAGGACGAGUGGUCCGUGAUAGGGGACGAUGCCGAUGCGGAAGACAGCGAGGUCGAGGCUGCUCGCGUGGGGUCACUCGCGCUGAGGGACGCGGAGGCCUCCCCGCGCAUGCGCCAGGCGUCGUUCCGCUCGCAUGUCUGGGAACGUCAGCGACGCUCUGCUUCGUCGCCCUCCCGCUCACCCGCUAGACGACCCGCGAGGAUGUACCGCGUGGAGCCGCCACGCUCAGCACUCCCGUCGCGUCGGUCGUUCCACGAAUACCUGUUCUCCUGA